UUUUGUUCUAGUUCCGAAGUUGGGAAAGUUUUCUUAAGUAAAACAAAACGCACACUCAAAAUAGAGUUUAAGAGGAGAUACUACGCAUCGCAUAGACAGAAACCCUUAGGAGGUUACUCUUUCAGAAAACCCCUUCUUCUUCAAUUUCCCCCAAAUCUUCGUUAUUAUGUCUUUCAUGGAAGACGAAGAUGAUGAUUUCGGAGAUCUCUAUACAGAUGUUCUUCUUCCUUUCACCACUCCCUCUUCUUCAUCACAACCACCGCAACCACCACCACCACCGCAACCCCUUUCUUCCGAUCUCAACAAUGAUGAUGAUAAAAAAUCAUACGGUGGUUCUUCCAAUCCUAAAUUGUCUAUUUCUUCUGAAACCCUAGUUUCGGAUCGAAAUCAUGGGGGUGAGAAUUUUGUUCCAGAAGAAGUGGUAGUAACUAGGGUUUCACCCAAAGCAGAUGCAAGUAGGGUUCUUGAUUUUGGUGCAUCUGUAAAAUCAGAACCUUUUGUGAGUUAUGAAAUUGGCUAUGAUGUUCGAGUUGAUGGAGAUGAUGAUGAGAGUGGUGCCGUUGCUGGUGCUGGAGGAGAACUGAAAAUUGAGAGGAUGGAUAUGGAUGGUGACGGUGAUGGACAACCUAUGAUUCCUGGUUUGUCUUCAUCUUCAUCUCAAUUUAAUACUCCUGCUGCUCCUGGGGUCUUUCAGGAUGAGGAAGAGGAGGGAGAACCUAUGGAAGCUUCGAAAAGAGAGGAGGACGAAUGGGAUAGUGACAGUGAUAGCGAAGAUGAUCUCAAGAUAGUUCUUAAUGAGGACGAGCAUGACGGCAUGAAUGGGAAAGAACAUGAGGGUGAAGAAGAUGAAGAUGGUCAAGAUUUGGUUAUUGUUGGUGGAGACGAUCAGAUUCAUCAGCUUGGAGACGAACAAGAAUUGGGCGAGGAUGGGACUAAGCAGAUGAGCGAUGGCGUCGAAAGGAAGGAAAUUGGCGAAGGAGGACCUAAAGCAUUGAAUGGUGGAGUCAUGAUGCCUAAUGCUGGCGGGGUGAGACCAAUGUAUCCAAAUCAAGGGUUUCAUCCACAUCAUUCUCAGUUUAAGUAUGUAAGACCCGGUGCAGUAAUGGUACCUGGUGGAGCUAAUGUUGGUCCUGGAGGUCUCCAAAACCAAGUUCGCCCCCUUGGCAACAUCGGCACUGUUCCUGGAGCUGGUAGAGGUGAUUGGAGACCUAUGGGGGUGAAGGGUGGUCCUCCCAUGCAGAAAGGGUUUCAGGCAGGUUUUGGAUUCCCUGGACAAUUUGGAAGAGGACCGGAGUUCACACUUCCAUCUCACAAAACGGUAUUUGAUAUUGACAUUGAUGGCAUAGAGGAAAAGACAUGGAGAUAUCCUGGUGUUGAUAUAUCUGAUUUUUUCAAUUUUGGAUUGAACGAGGAGGCCUGGAAAGAUUACUGCAAACAGCUGGGGCAACUACGUCUGGAAGCUACCAUGCAGUCCAAAAUCCGGGUGUAUGAAAGUGGGCGAUCCGUGCAGGACUACGAUCCGGAUCUGCCUCCCGAACUUGCUCUUGCAGCUGGUGGUCAAGAUACUGUUGAAAAUUUGAAUCCUGGAAAGAUAGAUGGUGGACAAGGUGAUUUAACUGGCCAAGGAAGAGGAGCUGCACAUGCACGGCCGAUGAUGCCACCAGGGAGGGCAAUUCAAGUGGAAGGUGGUUAUGGUGAGCGUCUUCCAUCCGCAGAAACCAGACCACAGCGAGCCCGUGAUACCGAUUCAGUCAUAGAGAUCGUGUUGCAGGGCUCCGUGGAUGAUGAUUUAUCCACUGAUAACGGUAAUGAUGAGCAACUUGGGGUGCAAGGAGAGGAUCUUAAAGGGGACCACGAGACUGAAGAGGAUAUGGCUGAACAGCCUGAUAAUGAAUCUUAUGAAGGUCAUAACCCUGUCUAUCCUACAGGGGCUUUUGGCUUGCCUCAUGAAGGAAGGCGGCCACAGGGGGACGUACGUGUCAACUCUAAUCAUGCUGCUGUAGGUAGCAAAUCCUAUGAUACAAGUAAGGGAAAAUCAAGUAGAAGCAGUGAUGGAAAUCAGACCCCAGAGUCAUCAUCUCAUGUUCAAGUUGAUGGUGCGAGGGGUUCGGUUUCAGAACAUAAAGAUGAUUUGCAUAAUGAACUUGCUACAGCUGACAGCAGUGUUAGGAUAGAUGAGGAUGAAAUGAGUAGGGAUGUGACACUUACAGAUGAUGCUACUGGAGAUGGACAAAUUAUCUCUAAAGCUGAUCAACCUGCAGUGAUGGAUAUUGACGAGGGGUAUGACCUAAUGCCAACACGCAGCAGUGACAACAGCAAAGCAAGAUCAGGGGGCAGCAGGGAUUAUCAAAAGAAGCGUGAAACUGGUGAGGAAGAAGUCGUUCAAGAGGCACGUUCUAGACGAACGGGUGAGAUAAGAAGACGUCGCGAUGAAGAUGAAAAUAGCUUCCGAAAGAGAGGUAGUACUGACAGAGAUGGUAGGCUAGAUGUUGGGAGAAACCUCAUGCCUGUAAAAGUCAGAGAAGAUUCUCAUCACCCCAGUAGAGAAUCUUACCCUAAUCCUGCACAUCAAUUGCAUCCAAAGAUCACAGACUUUGAAAUGCGGAGGGAUGGUAGUUCUGUUGGAGCUCGGCAAAGAAGAGAUGACGAGACACAUGCGAGAAGGGUAAGAGAUGAAGAGACAAGAAAGCGAGAGCGUGUUGAGGAAAUUGGGUCCAGGCACGGGAGUAAGGCUCGUGAAAGUGAAAGUAAUGAAAGAGAGGAGCAUCAUCAUCACUCAAGGAAACGUUUGGAAAAUAGUGAAUGGAGGGGACGCCCUGAAAAGAUUGUGGGGCAUAGCCAGAGGGAUAGGGAUGAUUACAUGAUGAAUAGGCUCGAAAGCUUGAACGAUCCUCCCACUAAAAGAAGAAAGGAUGAGGAGUACCCAAGGAGGGAACAAGCUGAGAAAGAAGAAUACUUACAUGGGUUCAGAACUAGAGAAGGCAGCAGUAGAAGAAACCGGGAGCCUGAUGAUUUUAUGGAACAUAGGAAAGAUGAUAGGCUGAGAUUAAGGGAGAAGCUCGAUGACCCACAUCUCCUUAGGCACAGGGAUGAGAGUUGGCGGCUGAGGGAGAGGGAUGAAUGGCAGAGGCUUAAACAGCCACAUGAGGACAUAUUUCCAAAUCGAGAAAGAGAAGAAAUCAGGGGUUCAGUUAGGAGUUCGCGUGGAACAGAGGACAAACAUAUGAUGGGUAAUGCAAGGAUUAAGGAUGAGUCUAGAGUCGUAGGUUUUGAAAAAGACUACCCGUUCAAAGAUAAAAAGCGGCUGAACGAACAAUCUAAGCGAAGAGAGAGAGAAGAGGAUGCCACUCUUUUACAGCACAGGGGACGUGAAGAUGUCUUUGCAAGUGAAAAUUAUGCCCACAAUGAGGACAGGAACCCUAGGCAUGAAAGGUCAAGCAAAAAUGGUGAUCAUUCUAUCGAUAAUAGGCAAUGGUCGAACAAGGAGAGACCGAAAGAUAUCCCAAGGAGUAAAGAAUCUGAACUAGGCGAUCAAAAUACUGCACGCAGCAAAAGGAAGCAAGAAGAAUCUAGUGCUCACCGAUAUGUGAAGGUUGGCAAAGGUGCCAGUGAGCAGGAAAGUGGUAACAUCCCCACAGAAUCACGUGCUUCUGGGCAGUCGAGGACAGUUUCUUCCUCGCUCUCCAAGAAGAAUCACAAGGAGCUUGAACCCCCUGUGCAACACAACUCUAGAAACCACCGGCAAGAUGCUUCCUCAGAUGAUGAACGUCAGAAUUCGAGGAGACGAGUUUCCAAGCAAGAUAGUUCAAUGAAUGAGAAAGAGAGGACACGCAGUACCAACACAAAGACCAAGGAGGCAAACAAGAAGAACAUCAAGAAUGAUACAGCUUCUUUAGCUAGUGACCAACCAGAUGAACUGGUUAAGAAAGUCGAGACAGGUGAUAAUCAACAUCCCCCAAAUGAGGAAAAAGCUGCGGGAGAGUCUGAAAGAAAUGGAGAUGACCGCAGCCACCUUGAUACAGUAGCAAAACUGAAGAAACGAAGUGAGCGAUUCAAGCUUCCACUGACAAGUGAAAAAGAUGCUACUGGAAACAGAAAGACAGAUGCUGAAGUGGUUACUACCCAGAACGAGACCGUGGCUGAUGAAGCUGGGAUCAAACCAGAGAGGCCAGCUCGGAAGCGUAGGUGGACUGGUAGCUAAAUGUGAGACUCAGUUGUUGGAGAGGAUGUUGGCAACGUCUGUUUCUAUUUUGUGUGGAUUUGGCUGGGCCUUUUGCUAUAAUCAGCAUGACCUGAUUAGCGCCUUAGUGUCGGAUCACAUCAUGUUAUUCUGCAUCCUGGCUGCUCUAAUCUUUUGGUUUCAGCAUCGUUUUAUUUUCUUAAUACUCAGGCUGCUAUAUAUGCAUCUUUAUAACACAUGUAUGAUGAGAAACUGUAACAUUGAACACGUAAAUGGUUGUCUUAGUGACUUAUUUUUGUACUGUGAGAGAACGGGAUCGUGUCUGAUACCCAUUGAAAACAUUAUUGUUGUUGUGAUUGUUCAGAAGAAAUCUGUCAUGUGGCAGAACGGUUUCUCUUGGAGCAUUCCGAGGCAGAGCAGAAUUUGUGCCCUUGCAGGCAGGUAGUACAAGGUUUGUCAGAGGCAGAACUUAGGCACCUGGCCUUGUGAAAUCAAGGAUUUUUCGAGAGCUUACAUCAGAGCAACAGGGAACUCGGUUUAACCAAUUUUAUAUCUAGUGUAUUAUUAUGUUGAGUUUAUCUACUUUUUAUCUUAUUCUUGCCUCCAUACAUAGUUCAAUUUUCUUUUUGUUGUCAACUAUAAGUAGGUUACGGGGAAAUCCCCUUGUAUGUUGUAAUUUAAAAUAUAAUUAUGGAAUAAUAAAAGGAAAAUGGAAAUUGUUGAAA
This is a messenger RNA of Papaver somniferum (opium poppy), 4905 nucleotides long. RefSeq names its product FIP1[V]-like protein. NCBI's taxonomy places the organism in Eukaryota, Viridiplantae, Streptophyta, Magnoliopsida, Ranunculales, Papaveraceae. Gene Ontology annotation, biological process: mRNA processing. The record is from RefSeq and is a predicted model, not a curated record. The coding region runs from base 167 to 4201 and encodes 1344 amino acids. The transcript is spliced from 9 exons.